This is a messenger RNA of Helicoverpa armigera (cotton bollworm), 1363 nucleotides long. RefSeq names its product crossover junction endonuclease EME1 (gene mms4). The transcript is spliced from 10 exons. The coding region runs from base 78 to 1319 and encodes 413 amino acids. Gene Ontology annotation, cellular component: Holliday junction resolvase complex; nucleus. Gene Ontology annotation, biological process: double-strand break repair; replication fork processing; mitotic intra-S DNA damage checkpoint signaling. The record is from RefSeq and is a predicted model, not a curated record. Gene Ontology annotation, molecular function: crossover junction DNA endonuclease activity. NCBI's taxonomy places the organism in Eukaryota, Metazoa, Arthropoda, Insecta, Lepidoptera, Noctuidae.
UUGAGUGCCGGCGAUUCAAAAAGAUCGCUACUUAUAUGAAAUAAUUACUUAAAUUGUUAACAAUAAAUUGAACAAGAAUGGAAAAUCCAGUCUAUAAUAUAAGUUCUAGUGACAGUGAGGAUGAGACGAGCCGUAAACCUGGACUGCCUCUGUCCGCGGCAACAACAAAUAAAGAAAUUCUGGCCGUGGUUUCAGACGACGAUGCAAAUUCAGAUGAUUUGCCGGAGGUCGCAUUAGAAGGCACUGAGACACAGCCCACAGACUCACAAUCCGAUCAAAUCAGUGGGAAACGGAAGAUUACUGGGAGCCCAAAAGGCAAAGGCAAGAAGAAAUCAAAAUCAUCAAUAGACAAGGAAAUAAAAAAACAGAAGUUGGCUGAAGAGAAGUCUGCUAAGAAGAUAGCUGAAAACACAAACAAGAUUUACAAGCCUGGAGAAUGUAUGAAGUACAUGAACGUAGAAGGUCACCCAACACUUUGGGAGCGGUGGUACAUGUCAGACGUGCCCCGUGAGGUGACAGCUGCCGGGGCUCAUGUGGUACAAGCCAGUGAUCUGUGUGACCCUGCGCUUGUCGUGUGGAGUAGAAACCUGCCGAGGAGCCUGGAGAAAGAUGGAGGACAGGUAAAGCUAACCCCCGCCCGUACAUCAUGCUCCCGCGCCCUGUACAUAAGCGACGCGGACGAGCUGAGCUCGCACGUGCGGACACACUCGCUCGCGUCACAGCUCGCGCAGGCGCAGCAGCUGUGUGACUGUAGUGUCACACUGCUUGUGUUCAACCAGGACUACUUCAAAUCGCCUCGUCGCAAAACUUCGAACAGUAAUCGAACACCAGUAACGGAAGUUGAAUUUGAAUUGGCCAUUACAGAUCUGCUUGUAAGCACGGGCUGUGACACAGUGAUAGCGAGCACGCCGAAUGAGUUAGCGCUUACCAUCGUGCAGUUCACUAAGGCAAUCGCUGAAGCACCCUUCAAAAAAGCGAAACGCUUGUGUGACGAACAAGCUGAGUUCUACAUGAGAGGUGACAACAAGAAGUGUGUAGCAGUCGAUAAAGAUGGAGCUGGAAUGGGCCGACUCUGGCAGCAGAUGAUAGCCAUACUGCCGCAGUCCAGCCUCGAGGUGUCCAGGGCUCUCUGUGCCAAGUAUAAGACUCCACUUGAAUUGUACGAGGAGCUGAGCAAAGACAAAAUAGAGGAAGUAGCAGACAUAGGAGUGUCUCGGGCUGCAGUCGCCGGCUCCAAGUCGCGGCGCAUCGGCCCGGAGUUCGCGCGGAAACUGCACACGCUGUUCACUGCAAGCCGCGGGGAUAUAUUAAUUGACUGAAUCUGAUCUCAUUUACAUUAAAUAAUAAAUUAUGUGACUCAUCU